This is a messenger RNA of Linum trigynum, 4907 nucleotides long. NCBI's taxonomy places the organism in Eukaryota, Viridiplantae, Streptophyta, Magnoliopsida, Malpighiales, Linaceae. The record is from the annotation of a GenBank genome assembly.
UGAUAUACCUCAUUUAACAAGCUAAAAACCUAACCCUAGUCCUUCCUUUCAUUUUGUGGCCUCCACUUCUCUCUCAACUUCAACCUUCAUCCUCCUCUUCGUUCAUUCUGGAAAUCAAGCAAAACAUAAAGAGAGAAAGGACACAACUCAUUUUCACUCGCCUUCUUCAUCUGCCUGCGCUAGACUACUAUAUUCCCAUCUACCGAAAAUGAAGAUAAUGGAAGGAUGCUUCUAAUCUGCUUCUUAUCCUCUCGUCAACGGCGACAAUAACGAGAGAAUCACAAAUCAUGUAGGCUUUUUGAGGCAUGCAUGUUGAUAUUUUUUGUUAGAUUUUGAUUUGGGUAAAAUUCUGGGUUCUUAGCCCUUCUAAUUUUUUGGUUUUUGUCUGGAUCGAGGGAAGGGAGAAGAAAGAGGGUCACCGACCGACGAGAACUUUGCUGGAGACAAACACGGUGGUGGUUCUGCGUGUAUCGGCGGUGAAGGUCAAAUAUUGCCUCAACAGAUCGCGAUUUUUUUCUGCAUAAUUCGUGCUCUGAUAAAAUUAAAUCCGCAAAUUUUGUGUGCUUUCCCUGCAAUCCGCACUUUUGCGCUCUGAAGCGGGAGCGUGGGCCCAGGCCCACGAAUUAUGUGAUCUAAGUUCAAAUAAUGUUGGCCCGAUGUCACCACGUGCGUAUCCGCAGCAAAUUCCGCCUUCUGUGAACAUGCAAGGUGUGGAUCCUGGUGAAUUCAUACCACUUGAGGGGCAAGGAGGGGAGCAUGAGAUCCCACCGCAUGGAAGAUUGAAGGAGAAACAACAUCGUCAAUGGCAAAGAAGUUUGCCACAUCCAUCAUGUUAUAGAAAAAAAUCAGAUGAGGGUUGCCACAAAUUCUCCUCAAUAUGGAGGUGGUGACUGUACAUGGGCAUCGGGUCGGGCCACCCAUGGGCUAUCACGGCAGACACCAUUAGAGCACGACACGAGCACAGGCACGAAAUAUAUGGGCCAGCCCGGCACGAGCACGGAUAAUUUAUGGGUCGUGUCGGGCCUAAAUUUAAUGAGCACGGGCAUGACACGAUAUAUAAGUGGGUCGUGUCGGGUCUAAUAUUUUCGAGAUUUUAUUGAGUAUAAGAACAGACAUUGCAUGAAAAUAAUAUUUAUUUAAUAGAAAAUAAAUAUAAGGAACUAUAGGUUCAAAUAUUACAAAAUACAAGUAAAAAUAUAAUUAUUUGUUGUUUUUAGAUGUGUCAUAAAGAUACAUACGUAAUUACUACCUUAAGUAAAAACGGACGAAGAAUUAAACGAAGCCAAAUCACAUCCGCUAUACUUCCAAUUUUCUUUUUGCCCUUAUUUGUUACUUUUCUUAAACAUUCUCGGUUAAUACUAUCUUUCUCCGCCCAUUUUUCUCCUUCUUUUUCAUUCUCUUUUUUAUUUUCUUCCUUUUCAUUAAAGAUGUAUACGAUCACGACAAGAGCAUGAAUAGGCACGACACGAUUCGAACCAUGCCCGAGCCUGGGCCAGGCCUAGCAAUGUUGACAAAUGGACUUGCAUGACACAACACGAAAACUAACGGGUCGUGCCAAGCACGACACGAAAUAAAAUGGGCUUGAAGCAUGCCCGUGUCGAUCCAAGCACGGCCCAUUGCCCAUGUACAAUGGUGACCAUGAAAAAAACCAAUGUUGCGAAAGAUGGCAUAACUCAGUAUAAUCCUCCAUGCAAAGGAUCCCUAAAGACUCCUCUACUGAGUGGACAGGGGCAAGCCCGAUCAAACCCGACAUGGAGUUGCCACACCAGUGCUGGCUGGGAACAAGUCUGUCAUGAAUGGUGGACAUGAGGGCAACACCAAUGCCCACACAUGUGUUGGUGGAGCUCGCAAACCUCGGUGCUCACACUCUUAACGCCAGGAGAGUGUGCAAUCGACGAAAAACAAAAUUGUGGACAAGUGAUGCCACAUGGUCGAUUUGACCAGACAAAGGUGCCAAAAAACGUGAAUACCUUGUCUAGAGCCAAGAACUCUUAUGGUUUUUGCGAGGCUUAGAUGAAGCUAAAUCAGGCUCGCAGAGUUUUGAACAAAGAUGUUCAAGCUGGACGAAAUGGAGAGUUGCAAGUCAACAAUGACUCCAAAACAUCAAAACCAACAUGUGUGAAGCCAACUAUGAUGAGUCAUUGCAUUCACGCAUGGUUUGUUUGGUUUGAUCUUUGGAGUUGGCAAUGGGUAUGGACCUUCGGCAUGAUGGUUUAUGCCAAAGGAAAAGGUAGGCCACGUUGUUUGGCUAUUUAAGGACUAAUUGAUUUCCUUGGCUUUCUCAUAAGCCUAAUACAAAAAAAUAUAUUAUUUUGGCCGAGUAAGAGUUGGAAAUGAGAUAAAUUACUGUCAUGUGCAACUUGGCCAUGAAAGAAGGGGACUCUUCAAGUGAUCGGGGGUUGUGCAGGCCACUGGUUGAUUUGUGUGGUUUGGUCUAUGGAGCAAUUGGUGUCAACAACUUAGUUCAUAAUUUCUUAUGAACUAAAUUGUAGGGGGCAUUUGUUUACACCAAAAUAAUUUUCAUUAAUUAUCACAUGUAUGAACAUGUUGGCCACUUUAAGUAGUUAUUUCAUGUGUACAUGUAUGAUUCAUUUAUCUAGUCGGGUCAUAGGUUUGAUGGAUGGUAGUGUCCAACAUCAUGGAUACCAUCCAAGUCCCAUUAUGGAUGGUAGUGUCCAACAUCAUAGAUACCAUCUAAAUUCCAUAAUGGAUGGUAGUGUCCAACAUCAUGAAUACCAUCCAAAUUCCAUAAUAGAUGGUAGUGUCCAACAUCAUGGAUACCAUCCAAUUCCCAAUAUGGAUGGUAGUGUCCAGCAUCAUGGACACCAUCCAAACCCUAUGAUGGAUGGUAUCAUCCAAGAUCAGGGACACCAUCCGAAAUAUAAUGGACAACAUCCAAACUCAAAGUGGAUGAGGUCAUCCAACAACAUGGACACCAUCCAAGUUAUUUGGUGUAUGGUGACUAUAUAGAUAUAAUUGUUCAUCCAUGGUACAUAGAGUUGAUUGUCCAUGGACAUGAUGAUGUGUCAUAGGUGGUUAUCAAAAGUAGUAGCUGACUUGCAAAUGACGCUCGGAGGAGUUACUGGAUUCUAAGUGGAGCUAAUUUUCGGGAAGAGAGAGAGAAUGCGGUUAGAGGACGAGGCACAACAAAACUCGCAGCAAGACUCUGAAGGAUGGACAGACAAAUAAAACCACAACAAGUCUCGUCAUAUUUUAUCUUUCUCUCUCUAGAAUUGUAGUCGUAGUAGUAGCACCAAGGACCCUCCAACGAGGCUUCUCUGUUAGUUGUAGUUAGUAGUUAUGGAGCUCUCAGGGAAUCUCCAUAGGAGUAGAGGUAACAGUAACUAGAUCCUUUGAUGUAUGCAUCGAACACCAUCGUUCAAACAGUGUUUGAAGAGGUGUAACCGAGUAACAUCUUUUUUUGUUUUCUUAAAGUCAGGGUGCAUUAAUCACGCGAAAUUCCACCUAAAACACCACUGCAACUACCUCACUCUCUUUCAGCUACGUGGGUAUUGUUGAUUGAUAAUUUAUUCCACUGUUAUCGGAGUUGGCCGUAGAAUACAGAUGCUCAUCCUGUGCCAGGCGAAUCCCUAGAGCUCUCAGGCUUGUUUGUCUUCACUUGCUAGCUGACAGGCCAGUAGCUUGUUGGCACGUGUUGCAUGUCAUCGAGAGAUUUUACGCGAGCGUGCAGAAAAAAUAUGGAUUUAUUAGCUAGAAACAAAGCCCAAUAAUCACCCCCUUCCCUGCCCCCAGAUCGCUCCUUCCCAAUCAUCCUCCAGCCACUUGGUAGCCUCCACCAGAUGACUAUUUGAAGAUCAACUUUGAAGCAACUGUCUGUGACUCAAGGUGCUCGUUUGGUCUCGCUGUCCGUGGGUCAGAUGAGCAUGUGGUGUUGGCAAAGCUCCUAUUAGUAAAAGAUGUUAUCAUCUUCGUCGCCUCAAGAUCCUUGACUCACGUGAUAGUGAAAGGUGGUCCCGAGGUGGUCAACUAGUUCAUCAAGGUGUCCUAGAAGAUUCUUUUGGAGGCCCGGUGCUCCGGGAGUGUCAUCAGAUCCUAGACUCUUUGCCGGUUUGUAUAGAGUUUAGCGUGGUUCAUAGAGACGCCAACAGUGUUGCCCAUAGAGUGGCGCGUAAAGCACUGGUGUUGUCUCUCCUAGAGUUAAGAGUCUUUUGACUUUAUUGGGGGGCUUCACUAGGGUAUCACUUGGAGGGUUUUCAUCAAUUUCACAUAACAUAAAUCGUCCGGUCCUAUUUCAAACAAAAGAAGCAAAGAAGGGAAAUCUUCGUAAAGACAGCAAGGGGUGUCACCUUCGAAUUGAGUAGUGAGCCUUCUUGGAUGGGCCGGCUUCCUCUGUCCUGGUCUCUACUUCCUCAAUCAUAGCAUUGACCGACUUAGAUGCAUCGAUCUUUCUCUCUUGUCCGAUCUUUUUUCUUCCUUGCUGCUGACGUCUCUACUUUCUAAGACCAGACGUCGAUAAGGCUAGCAGGAAUUCGAUCAAUCGCUAUCAAUGCCAGAACCCUGGGGAUUACGAAAUAACGAAAAAGUGAAAGAGGAUAUGUUCGAACCGGACCGCAUUUCGAUUUGCACGUGGAAAAUCCGCUGGUGGACCCCCUUUCUUUCCUUCCUUUGUGGUGGAUCGACGAGAGUGCUAUAUUCAGGAGUGUGGUUGGUGUCACCUCCCGUGCGCUAGCUGUGCCUUUGCCGGAUGUUUAUUCGCCCACUCCUUCACAGAGCGAUGACUAACAGCCGAUAAUUAUGUAAGUAAAGCCUGAAAGUAGCGCUUGGCUUGAUUUCUUGAUAUCACUCGGAAAGGAUGAGAUUAGAUGCUAACUGAUUAAAGGGUUAGCACGGUACUAACCAAUUCUCUAAUCAUUGGAUUAAAAUAUCAAUAUAAGAGUCAAAAUUAA